Eimeria mitis is the source of this 387-nucleotide messenger RNA. RefSeq lists its product as uncharacterized. The coding region runs from base 1 to 387 and encodes 128 amino acids. The record is from RefSeq and is a predicted model, not a curated record. Lineage: Eukaryota; Apicomplexa; Conoidasida; Eucoccidiorida; Eimeriidae. The transcript has 4 exons.
AUGUCCGGCCGUAACGUGGUCGUGAUGGCGGUAGAGAAGAUGCGAGAGGAAUUCCGGCAAAGUAGGAGGGCAAAUACGCCAGAGCCCAUGAAUUCCGUCGCUGAAGACGAUUCCGAGGCUAGUUCUGCGGCCGCGACUGAGGUAAUCGGAUCGGAGGAUCACGCAGAAGAGGGAGCUACGGAAGAGUGGGAAUCGCUGGACUCAGGAGGGAGCGAAGAUUGCCGCGUUGGCACUGGUCCAUCCGAUGACCCGACUGGAGGCGUGACGACCGGGUCAGACGAGGAGCGAGUAGAAUAUCGACGAGGCGUCGACGAAUUUGCCUGCUUGGAUUCGGUACGUCAGGGCCUGGUGGUCUGUGUAGGCCGUAACCUUGGCUCCUCGGAGUAG